Hyla sarda is the source of this 7570-nucleotide messenger RNA. It is a transcript of the gene ABCA5, whose product is annotated as ATP binding cassette subfamily A member 5. The transcript has 41 exons. Bases 919 to 5814 code for a protein of 1631 amino acids. The record is from RefSeq and is a predicted model, not a curated record. Gene Ontology annotation, cellular component: membrane; intracellular membrane-bounded organelle. Lineage: Eukaryota; Metazoa; Chordata; Amphibia; Anura; Hylidae. Gene Ontology annotation, biological process: transmembrane transport; lipid transport. Gene Ontology annotation, molecular function: ATP hydrolysis activity; lipid carrier activity; ATP binding.
GAAAGUCAUCAGAAGACAGAGAAUCAUUGAAGUAAGUAAACCAAAGCACUGGAGCAGAAAGGACAACAGAUGCUGGAUCUGGAUAGGUAAGUAUUGAAUAGUUAGUUAUUUUACAGCUCUAGCUGCUUGACGCACCAAAUAAGACAACCUCAGGAGCCGAGCUCGCUUCAUAUCCGGUCCUGGCUUCUAUCAGCAGCAAGGAACUGGGCUUAUGCCGGACAUCGGAGAUCAGGCUGCUAUCAGGUAUUUACUCUUUAGACAGCACUAUCAUAAGUUGCUUGUGGCGUAUAAAAUGCCAAAAAUCUACUGCCUGUAGCUCGAAAGAGCUAAUCGGGCACCCGCGGCAAAAUCAUAAGGUCCCUAUCAGCUGAUGAGUAUAUCCUGAACACACCUCUGAGCAACGAUAUAUCUGAUUUUCAUGAAGAUCAGUCUCUGAAUGUAAAGUGAAAGCACCAAGGGAGAUGAAAACUGAGGAAUAUGGGUGAGAAAAAAAUAAAUAAAUAAAAGUAUAAAACUUGGAUUACCCUUUGCUUAUAUGAAACAACACAAUUUUACCCUUUUCUCAUAUAUGUCUUGGUUUAUAAUGUGUCGCACCUGUCUGUACAGCAUGUCAGCUCAAAGAUUGACAAGCAAACAUAAAUACAUAAAGGGCUAUACCACCCCCUCCAGCUCGGACCACCUACCCCGUGACAUCAUUGCAGGUCCUUCAGCCACAAACUCAUCACAGCUCAACUCCACCUUGACCCCUCUCCAAGGCAGCGUAGGAUAAAAUAUUUAUGGCACCUUAUGAUCAGAUGGUGCCCAGCAAAGCCUACACCCGUGCCUCUCUGUAUCAAAAUACAUUUAAAAAAAUGUUGUCAGAUUUAGCAACAAUUCUUCUGAGGGAUCUGCAUGGCAUAGGUCGCAGGUUUUUAGAAGAUGUCCUCAGAUAUGAAAGACGUUGGUGUGUGGGCGCAGACGAGAACGCUUCUGUACAAAAAUUACCUUGUAAAAUGUAGGACAAAGAAGGACACAUUACAGGAAAUCUUCUAUCCUGUAAUCUGGUCACUGAUAUGGCUGCUGCUAGUCUUGGUCAUGCCGAACAAACAUUAUGAAGGAACACCAAAUGAUCAUCUUAAUGACUUUGACAUUAGCCAGGUUUUCACUAUUGGAAUCACCCCAGCCACCAAUGGGACGGAGAACAUCAUGAGGUUGGCAUCCCUACACUGUCUUAGCUCAGAUCUAGAUAUUGUUUACUAUGAUAAUGAAGAUGAAAUGAAAGCUGCCAGUGCCUCCUAUUUACAUUUCGUUGGUGUCAAAUUUGAAGACUUCAUGUCCUACAAGCUUAUGUUCUUUCCUUUCUACUUCCCAAAACCAGCUCCAUACAUACAAGACUGUCAUUCUUCCAAGUGUGACUCUGUACAGUAUCACUAUUCAGGAUUCACGCGGUUGCAAGCAUGUAUAGAUUCUGCCAUUAUAAAGUUAAAAACCAAUUAUUCAGCCUGGGAGGAUCUGAUGAAGACAAAAGCUACGGUUAUGGAGAAGAAACCAGUGGUUGAAGUGGAUGGCUUUUACCAUGCGCUGAUGUCCAUAUGCCUUGUCAUGGCAUUCUCACCAUUUGGAUGUUCUCCGGCAGCUUAUAUUGUUGCUGAAAAAGAGAAAAAGCUAAAAGAGUUUAUGAAGAUACUGGGGCUUCACGACACUGCCUUCUGGCUUCCCUGGGUUCUGCUGUACAUCAUUUUGAUUCUCCUGAUCUCUUUAUUGAUGGCCUUUAUAACUACGGUCUUCACCCCAUUUAAGCACAGCAGUUGGUUCCUGAUCUUCCUGCUGUAUGCACUUUAUGGGAUCUCUUUGAUCUUGUUUGCACUGAUGCUUACACCACUUUUUAAAAAAGCCAAGCAGGCUGGCGGUAUCGCAUUUCUGGCCACACUUGUCCUCGGUGCUCUGGGCAUUUUCAUUGUGUUGAAGGGUGACUUUCCGAAGUCCUUUGUCUGGUUCUUUAGUCCCUUCUGUCAGUGCACCUUCAUGAUUGGUAUUGCCCAGGUCAUGUUUCUAGAGGCCCAUGGAAAAGGUGCCCAGCUGUUUAACCUUAAGGAUGGACCGUACCCCCUUAUAAUCACAUUCAUCUUCCUAGUUGUGGACAGCGUGAUGUAUCUACUUCUGGCCUCCUAUCUUGAUCAGAUUCUUCCUAGCGAAUACGGUCUAAAGCGGCAGCCUCUUUACUUCCUAAAACCAUCCUACUGGUCAAAGAAGAGGAGAAACUAUGGAGUGCUCAGCGAAAGCUUUUUCAGCACAAAUACAGAUCUCAGUGAUAUUGUAGAACCUGUGACCUUAGGAUUGCAUGGAAAAGAAGCCAUCAGAAUUAAAAAUAUUCAUAAAUCUUUCAAGAAGGAAAACCAGCAAGUAGAAACCUUACAAGGGUUAACCUUGGAUAUAUAUGAAGGUCAGAUAACCGCUCUGCUUGGCCACAGUGGCACCGGGAAAACAACACUGAUGAAUAUUUUAUGUGGACUGUGCCCUCCAUCGGAAGGUAUAGCUUCGAUCUAUGGUCACAGAGUUACAGAUAUCGAUGAGAUUCUAGACAUCAGGAAGGUAAUUGGGGUUUGCCAGCAGUGCGAUAUCCAUUUUGACGUUCUUACCGUGGAGGAGAAUCUGUCGAUCUUCGCUUCUCUUAAGGGAAUAAGUGAAACUACAAAGGAGCAGGAGAUAAAUAAAGUUAUACAUGAUCUGGAUAUGGAUGCAGUAAAGCACAACCAAGUCAAGAGACUCAGUGUAGGACAGAGGAGAAAACUGGCUGUGGCUAUUGCUAUUUUAGGUAACCCCAAGGUGCUGCUCCUGGAUGAGCCCACUGCCGGCAUGGACUCCUGCUCACGCUGUACUGUCUGGAAUGUGUUAAAGAAGAGGAAAACAAACAGUGUGAUUGUGUUCAGCACUCACUGUAUGGAGGAGGCAGACAUCCUGGCAGACCGAAAGGCCGUCAUAUCACAAGGAACACUGAAAUGUGUUGGCUCAUCCCUUUUUCUUAAGAGCAAAUGGGGUGUAGGCUACCGUCUAAGCAUAGACAUAAAGCCAUCUAGUAAUGUAGAAGCAAUUUCUUCAUUGAUCUCACAACAUAUCCCAAGAGCAACAUUAAUGCUGCAGACUGAGAAUUCCCUCAUCUUCUCCUUACCAUUGAAAGAUGUGGACAUAUUCCCAGGAUUAUUUUCUGCACUGGACAAUGACUGCAGCUUAGGUGUCAUGACUUAUGGAGUUUCUAUAACUACGCUAGAAGAUGUCUUUUUCAAACUGGAGUCAGAGACUGAUGUUGAUCAGAUAGAUCACAGCAUUUUCACUCAAAGAAUAGAAGAUGAUGGUAAAUGGAAAUCCACAGAAGAGAUUGAUCAAGGAUUACUGACCAUGCCUGAAAUCCACCCCUGCACGGUCAGUGGCAAAGCAUUAUGGAGGCAUCAAGCUGCCACCAUAGCCAAGUUACACUUCCGUAAUCUGCGUCGAGAAACUAAGUCUGUGCGAUAUGUGUCCCUCUUUCUCUUUUUGUUCUUAGCUGUCCAAGCAGCGAUAAAUAUUAUACACUGGUACUACCACAAAUCAUCUGUGGAUAUCAGACUCUCCCCUGACCUGUAUUUUCUUCGGCCAGGACAGAAGAGUCAAAAGUUCCUCACCAGUCUAUUGGUACAAAGCUCUACAGGUGAUGAUAUAGACAACUUAAUAGAUGUCCUGAGAAGCCAGAGGAUAAAGGUGGAUCUGAUGAAUGGAAGUGACUACUUUUCCGUGGCACCGCACAAUGGGGCCCUUGAUGUCUCCAGUUCAGGAAAGUAUUUCACCUAUGAAGCAGUGUUCAAUAGCAGUAUGGUCCACUCUCUACCCGUCCUUAUUAAUACCAUUAGUAACACUUUGCUAAGACAGCUGCAUGUAAAUGAGAGCAUCCAGGUGUGGAGCUGUCCAUUUCCCCAGGAAUAUUUGGAGAUUACAUUCAAAACUACUUUAUAUUUUCUAAUAAUUUACCUGGGAAUUAUAGCUGCGGGAAUGCUUCCUUAUUUUGCAAUGGAAAACACAUACAACCAUAAGGUGAAAGCCUACACCCAGCUGAAGAUGUCAGGCCUCUACCAGUCUGCCUACUGGGUCGGCCAAGCUGCAGUUGAUUUGCCUUUGUAUUUUAUCAUCCUUGUCAUAAUGCUGGGAACGUUGUUCAUCUUCAAUAAAGGAAUCCACCUGUAUGUCGGGACGUUUAUCACGUUGACAUUUUGCUUAAUCGGCUUUGUUCCUGCGUCUGUUCUCCUGACCUAUGUUGUUUCUUUCACCUAUAAACAAAUCAGCGACACUAGGCAGUGGUGGUCAAUAUUAUUUUCAAUGACGGGCUUAAUCACCAUCACUGUAAUCGAGUUAGCUUCUGUCAUAGGCAACGAUCUGAUCUCUACAAUUUGUCAUGAUCUUUUUUCCAUAUUUAUUCCCAUUUAUCCACUUAUUGGGGUCCUGAUCUGUUUUUCUCGGAUGUCCUGGAAAGUUUCAGGUGAUGAAAACAGCUACACACAAUUGGGAAGGGUUUUGGUGUCUGUUAUAUCUCCUUUGCUGCAGUGUGUAGUUUUACUCCUUAUCCUGCGAUACUUGGAGGUACAGAAUGGUGGCAAAUCCAUUAGAAAAGAUCCAGUAUUCAGGACUAAAGAGAAAAAAAACAAGAUGUGGAAAUUCACUGAAGUCCCCGAAGAUGAAGAUGAGGAUGUGCGGGUAGAAAGAGCUAGAGUUGGCGAAUAUAUGGCAUCAAAUUGUUACGAGAAACCUGCAGUCUUGGUUACUGGUUUACACAAAGAAUAUCAAGAAAGGGGCAAAACCAUUAUUGGAAAGGCGUUACGAAAACUAGUUGCAAAUAAUAUAUCAUUUUGUGUAAGAAAAGGAGAGAUUCUCGGAUUGGUGGGGCCAAAUGGAUCAGGGAAAAGCACAUUACUGGAUAUGAUGGUGGGUCAGACAGAGCCAAAUGCCGGACAGAUUUUGAUAGGUGAUACAGACUCUUCAAAUCAAGGAAAUGCUCCAGUACGAUUUAUGGGAUAUUCUCCUCAAGUAAACCAUCUGUGGCCGGAGAUAAAGUUAGAAGAACACCUUGAGAUGUAUGGAUCCAUCAAAGGCAUGAGCAAAAGUCAUCUAAAAGAAGUAAUAAAAAGGAUUGUAGAAACUCUAGACAUGAAAGAAGAUCUCCAUAAACCUGCUAAGAAGCUGUCAAUAGGAACUCAGCGAAAGUUGUGCUUUGCGCUCAGCAUGUUGGGGAAUCCUGAUGUAGUUUUACUGGAUGAACCUUCCAAUGGCAUGGACUCCAAGGCUAAGCAGCGCAUGUGGAAAGUGAUACGGUCUACAUUCAAAGGCAAAGAGCAGGCAGCGGUGCUUACCACACAUUUCAUGGAGGAGGCAGAAGCUGUGUGCGACCGUGUGGCAAUUAUGGUAUCUGGGCAGCUAAGGUAUAUUGGGUCUGUUCAGCACCUGAAAAGUAAGUUUGGGAGGCAUUUCUCUCUAGAUUUGAAGCUUGAUGCUGACUCUGGGAUGCAGCAGAUGGAGCUCUUACACCGGGAGAUCGUAAAACACUUCCCAAAUGCCUACCGCCAAGAGAGCUUUGCUUCGCUGAUGUCCUACAAAGUUCCUAAAAGUGACGUUCAGUCCCUCUCACAGGCAUUCUUCAAUCUGGAGCAAGUGAAGCGUUCUUUUAAUGUUGAAGAGUACAGCUUUUCCCAGUCAACACUUGGACAGGUGUUUAUUGAACUUGCCAAGGAGCAGGAAGAAGACGAUAAUUUUGGCACCAUGAACAGCACACUCUGCUGGAACAGAGGACAGGAGGACAGCGUUGCCUUCUGAGCACUGCCUGAAAGCCUACACCCUUGUAAUUGUAUUAAGCAGUGUGACUUUAACCCCUCGCCCGAGGGACCAGCGGUUUGGUGCGGUGUUACCACCCCCCUUCGGCUUAGGAGAUCUUUGAGAACUGUGCUGUGUCUGUAUACCCUGACUUCUGAAAUUACUUGAAAACAGGAGGAUCCUAAGAACUGGCUCAUGUACUGAUAUUCUGCAAUUCAGGUUUCUAAGGGUUCACAAGCACCUCAGUAAUGUGGUGCUUUAACAUGGUGCAGGCAUUUCAGCACUGUGACUACUCCAUUGUCUUGUAAUUCUGUGGGCUAACUUAAAUUAUGUUGCAUUACCUCAAGUCUUCCUUUCUUAACAUUGAGUUGAGAAUCAGACCUGUUGAAGUCUCUAUGAACAUUUCCCUCAUGUAGAGACAUCUUAUGAACAUAUGCAAUGCUCCCUUCCUCUUUCAGCUGUAGUCCAUGGUUUUUCCUCUUGAGAACCAAUUUUGGACAUUCUGCCCUCUAAUCAGUUACUUUAUUUUAGUAAAACUUAUGUAACCCCCUUCUAAAGCAAUGGUUGACUACUAGAUAUGAUCCCUCCUUACUUAAACACUGUUUAAAGGGUACUCCCAACUCACAUUGUGAUCUGUGGCCCCUUUGCAGUCUUUUGUUCACAUUGGCACCAGAGUCACCUAGUGUGCAAAGGGAAUCGCAACACAGAUCUAAUCAGGAGAAUGGGGGAUGUUGCAAUUCUUCCACGACUGAGGCGACAGGAGUGCAGCUCUUGAAGGAAAUACAAUGCAGCACUGUGGCUCUUAAAUUUUCUGGGUAGUGGUCGGAUCCAAACCAAUUGUAAAGUAAUGGCAUAUUUUAUUGAUAUGUCAUUGCUUUCUAAGGUAGGAAUACCCCUUUGGGUAAGGGGAUCUUCUGGAACUAUGAGAAUCAUCAAAUCUCUGUAGACACUAGGAUUAAAUCAUACUGCCCAUAAUGCUUUCACCACUUCGCCACUAGUUGGCAGUAAUGUGCAGCCUUUUUGCCCCCUUCCCCUCAGUUCUGCAUUGUGGGUUCACACAACAACCACUAAUCUAACCCUAUAUGUGCAUCUCUUAGAUGUUUAUACAUAAAGUGCACAUGCAGCACUUUAAAAAGUCUCGAAUGUCUAAGUGUUUCAUGGCUGAAACACAGUAUCUGCACUGAAAAUGUAUGACGGUAUUUUUUUUUCUUUAAUAAAUGGAGUGUAUACUGUGAUAACCAGUGAUAGGAGGCAAGGGGGAGAGGGGGGGGUCAUUCGAGAUCUUCAUUGUACAGUACCUUUCUUUUGUAUCUCUUAGUUGCUGCAUUAGAAUGUCAGACCUUCACACAUCUGUGCCUGCAAGACUUUGCUAUGCAAGAAUUUAAGCAAAGAAAUGUUAGCAAAGAAUGAUCCCUCUGGCAUGAUCUCCCGCUGUAGAUGGUAAGAAUAGAAUAGAUGGAUAAUUGAGAAGCACAUUUAUUUAAGGACAUAUCCAAAAUAACUACAUAACACAACGUUGCUUGAAAGGGGAUUUUCCUGGUUUAUGUAAAUGAAGCUUAGUCAUUGUAUAAUUUUUGCAACUUAGAGGGGGAAAAAGUCCUCAGUACCUGUGCAUGCUGUCUGUGAAUGAAAAACAUUCUUAUUUAUAUCCAAAGGAUGAAAGACUACUGUAACCAUGUCCUUAAAGGGGUUAUCCAGGAAAAAAACUUUUUUUUUAUAUAUCAAUUGGCUCCAGAAAGUUAAACAGAUUUGUAAAUUU